This is a messenger RNA of Ricinus communis (castor bean), 2001 nucleotides long. Its product is annotated as phosphatidylinositol glycan anchor biosynthesis class U protein. Lineage: Eukaryota; Viridiplantae; Streptophyta; Magnoliopsida; Malpighiales; Euphorbiaceae. The record is from RefSeq and is a predicted model, not a curated record. Gene Ontology annotation, cellular component: membrane; GPI-anchor transamidase complex. Bases 142 to 1605 code for a protein of 487 amino acids. Gene Ontology annotation, biological process: protein localization to cell surface; attachment of GPI anchor to protein. The transcript has 14 exons.
AAUUGGGCUGAUUAUAAUACUGAUAGAUAAUAGGACGGGCAGAGCAACACGCGAAACGUCGUCGAAUCGUUUACGCAGCACCGUACGCUUUCUCAAAUCUUGUUUCUGAUCGUUCCGUUUGCAGGAAGUCAGGUCAGCGAAAUGGAGACGACGAAAGAAGAAGAAGAAGAAGAAAGCAAACAAAGGAGCGGGAAAAAGACGAGAAGAUAUUGGAUAUGGAAAUGGAUAGCAUCGGCACUGAUAUUAAGGCUUAUUCUAAUUUACUUUUCUCAGAAUCUCAACUUAUCUUCUCGUCCCGAAGUCUCCACUCCUCUCACCAGCCUCCGUCGCCUGGCUGAAGGUUACUGGUUAAAGCAGUUGUCGAUUUCUCCUUAUGCAGGAUCUAUGUAUCAUGGUUCUCCAUUGUUACUCUCAGUACUCGGACCACUUUAUGUUAAAAGAAUAGAAGGGCAGCCUAAUCAUGUGUUGUGCAGUUUGCUUUUUGUCAUUGCAGAUUUUAUUAGUGCUAUGCUUAUUCGUGCUACUGGUCGGAAACUACAAAAGGCAUAUAGACAGAGCUUGGAAUCACUUGAUAUUGUUAAUAUACCAGAGACCUCAGAUAUGAUUCCUUCAGGAGAUAUUGCUGCUCUAGUUUACUUAUGGAAUCCAUUCACAAUAGUUGCAUGUGUGGGCUUGUCAACAUCGCCAAUUGAAAAUCUGUUUGUCAUAUUGACACUUUAUGGAGCCUGUAUACGACUAGUUCCUCUGGCGGCUUUUGGAUGGGUUAUGGCAACACAUUUAUCACUUUAUCCAACAAUUUUAAUUAUUCCAGUGAUUCUUUUGUUGGGAUGUGGUCCUGAUGCUCCUCCUCAAAAGCUGUUCCUGCAGAAGGAACAUUGUAAAAAUUGUGAUAAUUUCUCUAGUGCACCUCAUGAAGAUGAAAAGAUAUUCAACCAAUCAAAGCCGCAAAUUAUUGUUUCAUGGAGACCAGUCAUGCUUUUCUUAUUCUGGGCUUUUCUGUGGUCAAUAUAUGUAUUGGUUUUAUGUAGCAUAUCUGUCAAGCAGUAUGGUAGCCUAUGGGAAAUGUUUCAGAGAACAUAUGGAUUCAUUCUUACGGUGGAAGAUAUGUCACCAAAUAUAGGUGUUUUAUGGUACUUUUUUGCUGAAGUUUUUGACUUCUUCAGAAAUUUCUUUUUGAUAGUUUUCCAUACAAAUAUAUUAUUCAUGGUACUGCCAUUAGCCAUAAGGUUAUAUCAUCGGCCAUGCUUCUUGGCUUUUGUCUACAUUGCCAUCUCAUCGAUGCUUAAAUCAUAUCCAUCAGUUGGGGAUUCAGCUCUGUACAUGGGUUUGUUGGGAUUGUUUCUUGAUGAAUUAGCUGAUAUGCAGUUCUCUUUCUUCAUCUUCUGUGGUUAUGUUGGGGUUUCCCUCCUUAGCCCUGUGAUGCACAACUUAUGGAUUUGGAGGGGCACUGGCAAUGCAAACUUCUACUUUGCAACUGCAAUUGCUUACGCUUGUUUGCAGAUUAUAUUGGUGGUUGAGAGUGUAAGUGCUGUGCUUAACCAUGAUAGAAAGCUAACAAAGCUAGCACUCAAAAAACUCCAAGAACUUCAGAAUUGCAAUUCUUAGGUCAUAUUGAUACCAGUCAUUUGUUUAUUAUGAGGCGACAUCGCUUGCCCCUUACAAUGUUCCAAGUCCAAAGAAGUACGCUGGUAAGGAGCUUUUCUUGCUUCGUCCUGUUGCACGUAAUCUGAGGGGAGACUUGAUUUUAAUGAAUGGAAGUCUAUCACAAUGGCAUAAAUUAGAAGUUAGCUGAAUGGUUGUCCGAUAUAUCUCUCUGAGGGUUCUUCUUUUCCAAUUACAACCUUGUAGAAUAUUAUUCUGUACGCACUGUGUGCAUUUCUCAAUCCAGUUCAGCAUUUUUGACAUGUAGUUGUCUCGAAACGAGCUCACUUUAAUAUUGGCUUUAAAGCCUAAGUGCCGACAUGGUGCUUAUAUUUAUAAACAAAAAUUUGAUUUAUAUUC